AUGUCUUCCUUCAUAGACCAUCCAGUCCAAGCGUUACUCGCAGCAUCGAUACUCACAAUAUCGAUAUUCUUAUACACCAAGCUCGUCGAGAAGAGGCACAAACAAUUCGCCCAUCUCCCUCAGUUGCCGACAUCGCUUCUCUGGGGCCAUCUUCAACUCUUUGCCAAAUAUACUAAGCACGGAGCCCUAGACCGUCAUCCAGAUGCAAUCAUUGCUGAGAUGCACAAGGAUCUUGGAUCCCCUCCCAUCUUCUUGGUUGACUUGCGGCCCAUUAGCUAUCCCAUGGCAGUCGUCGCUGACCAUACAGUUGCCGAGCAAAUCUCGAGACCAUCCAAGGACUUCCAAUAUAGUGUACCUAAAUCGCCUCCAAAUCCAAGCGUCGGCGCUCUGAUUGGCCCCUUGUCAAUGCUCAAUCAUCAGAACGAAAGCUGGAAGGCAAUCCGCAGAAGAUUCAACCCAGGCUUCUCUCCAAACCACCUGAUGACGCUUCUUCCGUGUAUCAUCGACAAGAGCAUGCUAUUCUUGAAGCGACUGGAUCAGCAUGCUGAAGCAGACGACGUAUUUAGGUUGACUGACCUAACUACGAGCCUGACCUUUGACAUCAUAGGUGCCGUUGCUAUGGAUGUCGAUCUAGAGGCGCAGGAACCUGAAUCUUCUCGACUAGGAGACUUCAUCCGUAUCUUCAACGAGCUCAUUCAGACGCAUGCUAAUGACAACUUUCAUCUGCCAUGGUGGCUGACACCCUCUGUGUAUAUGACUCGCCGUCGCCUUGGGAAACUCAUCACCGACAGACUGCAGGCUAUCGUCCGUGCUAAAUUCGCCGAGCUAAAGUCUGGUUCCCAACACGGUCAAUCAUCUCGGACGAUCCUCGCUCUGAGCUUGCAAGAUAUUGAUCACUUAUCGCCUGCUGUUCUUGAUGAGACGUGUGACCAGCUCAAAACCUUUCUCUUUGCAGGUCAUGACACCACAAGUAUCCUUAUUGAUUGGGCGAUAUACGAGCUAUCUCGCACCCCCCGAGCCCUCAAGGCUGUACAGGCCGAAGUCACGGCGCUGCUCGGUCCCGAUGCACACAAUCCAGGCAUCGUCCGCUCCAAACUCCUGUCUCCAGGCGGGGAGCACAUUAUGCACCAAAUGAGUUACAUAUCGGCCGUCAUACGAGAGUGCCUUAGAUUGCAUCCGCCAGCUGGUACAGUCCGCAUGACCAUGCCCAAGUCUGAAAGUACGUGCGUCGUCGCCACAUCCCACAGCGACUAUUGUCUCGAUGGUGCCUGGAUCUAUCUAAACCACUCCUUAAUCCACCGUGACCGCGCCGUGUUCGGAGAUACAGCCGACGACUUCUGGCCGGAGCGCUGGCUGGCACAAGGCGGGCAGAGACAUACCGGGGACUCGCCCACCUCCGAGGAGUCAAUCUUUACGACCGCGCCGGGUGCAUUCCCGCAGAGCGCUUGGAGACCCUUUGAAAGGGGCCCCAGGAAUUGCAUCGGCCAGGAGCUCGCUAACAUCGAGGCGCGUAUCGCCAUCGCCAUGCUAGCUAACAGGUACGAUUUCACCAAAGUUGGGCUGGGCGAGCUGGACCUGGAUUCAACAGGUCGGCCGGAGGUUGGUGAUAAUGGCCAGUACAAGGUCAAGUCCGAGCUAUAUCCAACCAUUCAGAUUACAGCUAAACCGGUUGACGGAAUGCUAAUGAAGGUGGCUCUGUCUCAACCCGCUACUUGA
Clonostachys rhizophaga is the source of this 1716-nucleotide messenger RNA. The record is from the annotation of a GenBank genome assembly. Lineage: Eukaryota; Fungi; Ascomycota; Sordariomycetes; Hypocreales; Bionectriaceae.